GAUCGUCAAGUGGCAGGUAGAUGCAGUGAAAAAGGUGUUGCUGAUACGCCCUGGGCAGCUUGUCUCGUUGCUGAAGAAGGAGAUGUGUGCCCACACAAUUUUAAGAAACUCGAAGAUGACUUUGCCUGUGAGCCAUACGGUUCAAGAAGGCCGCCUUAUAAAAAGAGAGUAUGUUGUCUCUUGGGACCUAUUUUAGACUUACAGGUACGUGCCGCUUUCGUCAUUAUUAUUCAUUCAAAUUGAAGGCGGCAGAAACAAUUCUUCGUUUCUCAUCACCUUAAGUUCCCUGGUAUAUUUUUGGCAACAAGCUAACACUGAUCAUUGAUUUGAAAUAUUUCCGUCAAUCAUGAUCCUUUAAUAGCGGAGGAACAUAUAUUGGGUAAAUGUAGCAAAUAAUGUCAGCCCUAACCCUGAAUCUUUUUCAUCGAGAUCCAGAGCUCACCAUUCUUAUUACAGAAAAUGAAUCGAAAUAUAAUUUCUCCAGAGAAGAUGAUAGUGGUUUUUCUUUUUAGGAGAGACUCAUGUUCAAUUAAUCUCGCUUUCUACAUGUACGCCAUUGUUCUAAAAAAGCAGCGUUCUGAGAGUUUCCAUGGGCAAAUCUGCUGAUCAUUGGGACUUAGUUUAUGGAAUUGAACCUCCUUUUUUCGAAAUAACAUUAAUUUGGGACGAUUAAAACCACAAGUAAGAGUGUCACCGAAACAUUUGUUUCUGGAAGGUCCCUUAUCAUUCUCCUUUUCUUGCUGAUUUUUCUUAACUCUCUUGCAGAUUAAAGAUUCGCCAUGUUUGGCGGGAUCUCCAGCUGGCGACCAAGUGGAAAAGAAAGAUAAACGUUUAAAACACCACUGA
Molecule: messenger RNA, 846 nt
Organism: Porites evermanni
Lineage: Eukaryota; Metazoa; Cnidaria; Anthozoa; Scleractinia; Poritidae
Source: the annotation of a GenBank genome assembly